GAGAGACGCAGGACUUAUUUACCUGGUUUAUGGCUUAUUUAUCUGGUUUAGGGCUCACUUACCUGCUAUGGAUCUUAUUUACUUGGCAUAUGGUUUAUUCACCUCUUGUAGGCCUCACUUACAAGCCGGGGUUCAUUUGUCUGGUGUCAAUUGCGAGAGUUGCCUGCUGGGAAUUGACAGGACCUGAGUGAGGGAAAAAGUGGCCUGAAAGGAUGAGGGAAAAGCUGAAUAUAUCUAAAUGUGCUGUUUUAGGGCAGAGAAGGGUGGUGGCGUUUGUGGCUACCCCCUUCUCUGUGACCGCUUUUCUUUCUGUCUCUGUAGUAAGAAAAGAAGCUGUAGGUUUAAGCUGCAGCAGGGAGCACUGUGCUUAGGUGCUAAGAUAAUGAAACCCCACCACGCAUCUUCCAAGAAAAUGGGGAAACCAGCUGGUGGGAAAUCAGCAAAAAAUCCUUUUAAAUCACAAAAUCAACAAGGACUUUCCAGCACAAAAAAGAAAGCAGAUGAACAAGGAAGAAAACAAGGUCAAAAAAGACAGCAGGUCCCUCAGACAGUCAGAAAGGAAGUUAAGGAACUGAAGGACUAUUCCCCUCCAGGAGAAGAUGGUUCUUCAAAAAGGGUGAAGGUGUCCAGUGCUGCAGUUGGAUCUUGGCAGCCUCUUUCAGAGAACAGUAGGCUGUUUCUGGAAAAUGUUGUGGAAUCAGUGUUACUAUCAGUUUUAUCCCAACAGAGGGAGAGAAAAGAUGAUGUUCAGAAGCACCUCAAUGUACUGAAACAAAGGGUGCUGAAAAGUUUCAAGACUUUAAAGGUGCCUCCAGGAAAGCUUGGCAACCUGAAGAAUAUCCUGAGCCUUCAAACAGCAGAGAAACAAAUGCUUGAGACAAAUGAGGAAUCUUUGGUACAGCUGCAGGAAGAAAUAACCAACGCAGAGCGAUCAGCGGAGCGCAUUGAGGAAAGCAUACAGCAACUGCAGUACAAAAUCCAGGUGCUCAAGAACCAGUUAGAGGAAGAUGAAAAAGAUGCCAGGAAGGUAUUCCAGGAAAAUGGCAGUGGAACGCUCCACCUCCCAGAACUCCCCAAGUGCAGUUUGCAGGCACCCAUUUUGCAGGAGGAAAUUUUGAAGGUGAAGAAUCAGAAGGGCCUUUUAAAGGAUAUGAAUGCUAUUCAACAGUCAGCUGACUUGAAGAACUUGCUAACCCUCAUUGAAAAGACAUAUGAGAAGUUAGAUUUGCUUUGAGAARCCAGAAUAUGUGGAGUCUCCAUGCUGAGCUUGGAAACUGCUUUUUGUCUAUUGGCCUUCCUGUAGUGCCUGCAGAAUUUCUGUUAAAAUAUUUUCUAUUAAUAUUAGUGUAUAAAUCUGUAGGUGCAUUCUGGGACUCAAGCUGUUUCAGUCAUCUAUCAAGAUUUUUGGGGUUUUUUUUGACCUGUGAUGACUCCUAWUGAUGAUAAAUCCUAUUUUAAGGGAGGGAAAUGGAUCCUGGGUUAUUUGGGUGUUUCUACCGAAUACAUCAUUGUAUUUGCACUUCUGUAUCUAUAUCUGUAAAUCACUGAAGCAAUAUGUCUUACCAAAGUAGCUUUUUUUUUGGGUGUUUAAUCCUCUUUAAACCUGAAACAGUAAAAAUAAGCUUAUCUAAUACUCAGUUUUAAUCCCCUGUUCAGCUUUCAUACUAUUUCUUAAUAAAAAAAAACCCUCAAUUGCAGGAAAUUGAAUAACUUUUAUCAAAUGUACAGGAUUUUUUUUUUUUUACAUUUUCAUUACUUAGUA
Malurus melanocephalus (red-backed fairy wren) is the source of this 1762-nucleotide messenger RNA. RefSeq names its product centromere protein Q (gene CENPQ). The record is from RefSeq and is a predicted model, not a curated record. Lineage: Eukaryota; Metazoa; Chordata; Aves; Passeriformes; Maluridae. The transcript has 9 exons. The coding region runs from base 239 to 1234 and encodes 331 amino acids.